CUACGAGGCGAGGGGGGGUGGCGGCCGGGAGGCGGCGGCGGCCGGAAGGGAGCCUUCCUUUCGCUCUCCCAAGCCCCGCUUUGCUUUGGCGGGUCGGUGGAUCUCUGAGCGAGGGAGGGACGCAGGCGGGGAGGAGGGAGGUGAAUGCCCCCUCUUCAGUGCCUUUGCACCAACAGCAGCAGCAAAACUUCUGAAGGUUUGGAGAAGAUUGUAAGACAACGACCAAGAAGGACUAUAGUAAUAUUGUAAGAAGGAGAACUAUUUGCAUGUAUAUUCAAGAAAACUGAUCUAGCACAAAUACUGAUAAUUCAACUUAUUGGACGUGUCAAAUCUCAAUAUGUAUCACUCUGUUUCUGGAGCUAGCCAUCCUUUGCAAACUGAAGAGCAAGAAAUAGGAAUUGAUCCCCUUCAGAGUUAUGGAAACAAGCCUGAUGAAGAUGUGUCAAAUGAAAAUGGAAGAGUACAGCUUACUUUGGAUUCUGAUGGGAUCUUUUUGUCAUAUAGUAAAGAAUGGGAAGAAUUAUUUGUAAACAACAAUUACUUGGCAACAAUACGGCUGAAGGGGAUUAAUGGGCAGCUGAGAAGCAGCAGGUUCCGUAGUGUUUGCUGGAAGCUAUUUUUGAAUGUUCUCCCUUCUGAUACAAAUCAUUGGAUUACAAAAACAAUAAAAUUAAGAGCAUUAUAUAAUAAUGUAAAAGAAAUUCAUAUUACAAACCCUCGGAAAGCUGGACAACAAGACUUAAUGAUCAACAACCCACUUUCACAGGAUGAAGGGAGUCUUUGGAACAAAUUUUUUCAGGACAAAGAACUUCGAAGCAUGAUUGAACAAGAUGUAAAACGAACCUUUCCUGAAAUGCAGUAUUUCCAGGAAGAAAAUGUGAGGAAAAUUCUUACUGACAUUCUCUUCUGUUACGCUCGGGAAAAUGAGCAGUUACUUUAUAAACAGGGCAUGCAUGAACUUUUAGCACCAAUUGUCUUUAUUCUGCAUUGUGACCACCAAGCUUUUCUACAUGCAAGUGAAGCAGCACAACCAAGUGAGGAGAUGAACGUUCUUUUGAAUCCUGACUACUUGGAGCAUGAUGCAUAUGCAAUGUUCACCCAUCUAAUGAAAACAGCGGAACAUUGGUUUUCAACCUAUGAGCAUGAAAGUCAAAAGGAAAAAGAUGCUAUGAUGACCCCUAUUCCGUUUGCAAGACCACAAGACUUAGGUCCAUCAAUAGCUAUUGUUGCAAAAGUUAAUCAGAUCCAAGAUCAUUUGCUGAAGAAACAUGACACUGAACUCUACAUGCAUUUGAACAGGCUUGAGAUUGCACCACAAAUUUAUGGACUGAGAUGGAUAAGGCUUCUAUUUGGAAGAGAAUUUCUUCUUCAGGACCUUCUUGUUGUGUGGGAUGCUUUAUUUGCUGACAGCAUCACUCUUGAUUUAGUUGACUACAUUUUCUUAGCUAUGUUGCUAUAUAUUAGAGAUGCCUUGAUAUCAAGUAAUUAUCAGACUUGCUUGGGCCUUUUGAUGCACUAUCCACCUAUCGGGGAUGUUCAUUCAUUAAUCUUGAAAGCCCUUUUUCUCAGAGAUCCAAAGAGAAAUCCCAGACCUAUAGCUCACCAAUUCCAACAGAACUUGGAUUACUACAAAGCACGUGGAGCUGACUUAAUGAAUAAAACUCGUGUCAAUGCAAAGGUUGCUCCUCUGAACAUAAAUAAGGUUUCUAGUAGCUUAUUGAAUUUUGGUCGCAAGCUGAUUUCCCCAGCAAUGACUUCUAGCAGUGCAACUCUUCCAGUUGCAGGUAGCAGUGGCAAUGUUUCUUCUGUUGUCAUGCCCACAAGGAGCACAGUAGAACUCCCUCCAUUUCAGCAGCAAAGAAUGAUGAAAUCUGAAAGUGUUCCAGUUCAGCUAAGCAAAGGAGAAGUAGUUAAAGGCAGUGAUGCCCAGGUAUCGGUUCCUGUCCGGAAUCUAAGCAACCUUCAUGGGACAGUUACUACAGUAAUACAUGGGCAAAGUUCAAAAAAUGGGAGUCCCUCUCCAAGCAUUGAAAGUUUUCCUGGAGGACGUGAAUCCACUGGAUCUCCUCCUUUGUCUGCAACCAAAAAGGAAUCUUUUUUCAGUACAAUUUCCCAUUCUCGUUCUCAUAACAGAAAUAUAAGCAAAAAAGAAUCUGAAGAAGAAUUAGAGGCUCAGAUUUCAUUUCUUCAAGGACAAUUGAAUGAGUUAGAAGCUAUGUGUAAAUAUUGUGCAAAAAUGAUGAACAUACAUCUAGGAAAUAUUCAAGAAGUCAUCCUGCAAGAACACUUGGAAAAAGAAGAUGAAAUUCUAGUUUCUUUGGCUGGGCUGAAGCAGAUUAAGGAUAUUCUGAAAGGCUCCCUCCGUUUCAAUCAGAGUCAACUGGAAGCAGAAGAGAAUGAACAGAUUACAAUAGAAGAUGAUCAUUAUUGUUCCAGCAAUCAGAGCAAGAGGGCAGUGGAAAAUAUAGAAAACCCCUCAGCUCCAAAGCAGUCUGUCCCUCUACUGAAGGAGGUAAAAUGCAUGCUUUUCAGUGAAAUCCUUGAAGAGAAUGUAUCCAUCAAAAAGUGUAUUGCUAUAGUUCAAAAAUAAUUUAAAAACUUAUAAAGACCCAAUCAUAUGCAGCUCACUGAAUUUGUGUGUUUUGUAGUUUUAAUAUUUAGUAUUAUCUUUUCAUUUUAAUUUUAACAAAUCUAUCUUCUAGGCCAGUGGUGUCAAAAUCGCACCGUCACAUUGUCGUCACUUGACGUAUUGUGACUUUUUUCCCCUUUGCUAAACCGGCGGUGGGUAUGGCCAGCACGUGACAUAACUGGCCUGCGGGCUGCGAGUUUGACACCCCUGUUCUAGGCUAACAUUAAGCCUUAGCAUUUGUUCCGAUACAAGUAGUUCUUGUUUAACUACCAUUCAUUCAACAACUGAUCUAAAUGACAAUAGUGCUGAAAAGAAUUGAUAGUUAUGGCCAGUCCUUGAAAUUAAUAGUUGUUGCAGCACCCUGUGGUCAU
This is a messenger RNA of Notechis scutatus (mainland tiger snake), 3000 nucleotides long. The record is from RefSeq and is a predicted model, not a curated record. Lineage: Eukaryota; Metazoa; Chordata; Lepidosauria; Squamata; Elapidae.